AUAUUUUUAGGACACCUCUGCAUGUUGCCGUGGAUAACUUGAACUACCGUGUGAUCAACCGAAUGCUGGAAAGGUCGGACCUGAUAAACUUUGAAAAGCGAAAUAGCGAUGGGAACUCUGCACUGUGGUUGGUCAUCAAAGCAAGUGCGGGGAAUGUCGCUGAAAGCACGCAGAGUGGCGAUUUAGUGCGGAAUAUGGUUAAACUCGGAGCCUCUGUGAAUUCUGUGCACCCGUCUAGUCAGGAUUCGCUGCUACACACCUGUGCUAGAGCCGGCUUUGAAGAAGCUUGUUUGUUCUUGUUGGACAACGGAGCCUUUGCUAACGUCACUAACCGC
Molecule: messenger RNA, 335 nt
Organism: Notodromas monacha
Lineage: Eukaryota; Metazoa; Arthropoda; Ostracoda; Podocopida; Cyprididae
Source: the annotation of a GenBank genome assembly